This is a messenger RNA of Punica granatum (pomegranate), 959 nucleotides long. Lineage: Eukaryota; Viridiplantae; Streptophyta; Magnoliopsida; Myrtales; Lythraceae. The record is from RefSeq and is a predicted model, not a curated record.
AAUCAAACGCCGGCGGGUUUCAUCCUUCUCCUCCUUUCGUCGUCGUCUUCUACAAUUCGGGGAUUACAGAGCUUCGAGCGAUAAAAAAUGGCGGACGAUGCUUCUGCUCCCGCGGAAGCAGCGAAGAGGACUAGGGUUCCUCUCAAAUCCAACACUAACUUCAACAACUACCCGGCUUGGAAGCGCAAGCUGAGGGAAAACUGUCAUAAGAGGCUGCGGGAGGACCGGACUCGGCUGCUAUGGAAAAUACGAUUGCCGGCUUCACAGUCUCUCGAUGAAAAGGAUCUCGCCAGGGCUGCGUUUCAGGACAUAGUUUCGGAUGAGUUUAAGAAAAUUAAAGAGUCUUCAUUGAAGGAACGCCCGAAUGCUGUGGACACAAACUGUGAAGAGGGCGACCCUAUAUGGGAAUACAACGGUCUUCAUGAUGCUUAUCAAGGAGACUGCGAAGAAAUUCUAUUAGAAAUGCAAAGGAUCUUUUACGAGGAUCUCAGGGAGGAACCUUGUAGACUAGAGAGCUCCAUUGAAUCCUGGGAAGACGAAGAAGAUGAGUAUCUGGCUCGUGCUGUCUAUGAAUAUAUGCAGUUGAAUGUGGAUCAGGCAAAAAACGAGGUUUGGUGCCCCAUUUGUAAGAAAGGAAAGCUACGAGAGAAUCAUAAGUUGAUCGACUGCAACCUUUGUCAACUCAAACUAAACAAAAGCGGGGAGGUGAGCUUAGAGUUAUUAAGAUCUCGACUCGCUGAGGCUCACACAGAACAUCUAGAUCGAGGCUGCAGAUUAAAACCCGAGUUCAGCAUUGAGACGAUCUUCAAUCUAACUGCUUUGUACAUUAUUUGUUCCGGCUGUGAUACUUUUGAGGUCGUGAUAUGAACAUUGUCUCUCCUGACUGCAGAUCAUCUUCCCUUGAGGAAGGAUUUUUAUCUAAAGAAAGAAUUUCAUUGAUCAGGAAGCAAUUUGACUCC